Molecule: messenger RNA, 235 nt
Organism: Racocetra persica
Lineage: Eukaryota; Fungi; Glomeromycota; Glomeromycetes; Diversisporales; Gigasporaceae
Source: the annotation of a GenBank genome assembly
AUGUCACUUUUUAAACGAAAAUUAUCAACAGAUAAUAUUCUUAUAAAGAAAGCUUUAAUCCAAGAGAAAGUAUCUCUCGUGAGCAAUAUUGAUUAUAUAGAUUCCGAUUCCGAUGUAAACGAUCAGAAUGAAUCACAUUUCUUUUCGGUAAUAUGGUCAGGUAACAGCAAAUCCCUCACUUGCAACUUUGGUGAUCUUCCACAUUGGCUGCAAGAUAAUGUCGAUAUUCUUAAAG